UCCAGGCCCCGCCCAUUGUGCGGCUACUGUGCUAAUGCUAAGGCUUUGUCCUGUAGAGUCGGACACUGACUCGGCUGUGGUCUUGAAUGGUGGAAAGUGAAAAACAAACACGUCUAUCUACACCUAUUUUAAAUUACUCUCAACAAUGAGCAAAAGAAAAGCGCCACAGGAAAGUCUGAACGAGGGAAUCACAGAUUUUCUCAUCGAAUUGGCAAAUUAUGAGAGAAAUGUCAACAGAGCCAUUCAUAAAUACAAUGCUUACAGAAAAGCAGCGUCUGUAAUCGCCAAAUACCCUCAAAAGAUCAAAAGCGGGACAGAAGCAAAGAAACUGGAUGGAGUUGGUGCAAAGAUAGCAGAGAAAAUCGACGAGUUUUUAGCGACAGGAAAACUGCGUAAGCUGGAAAAGAUUCGCAACGACGACACAAGCUCCUCCAUCAACUUCUUGACCCGAGUGACUGGGAUCGGCCCCGCUGCGGCCAGGAAGUUUUUUGAUGAAGGCGUCAAAAACUUGGAAGAUCUGAAGAAGAUCGAGCACAAACUUAACCAUCAUCAGCAGAUUGGGUUAAAGUACUUUGAAGAGUUUGAGAAGAGAAUCCCUCGUGCAGAAAUGCAGAAGAUGGAGGCUCUGAUACUGAAGGAGCUGGAUCUGGUGGACCCCGAGUACAUCGGCACCAUCUGCGGCAGCUACAGAAGAGGGGCGGAGUCGAGUGGUGAUAUUGAUAUACUGCUGACCCACCCGGACUUCACCUCUCAGUCUGAGAAGCAGCCCAAACUCCUUCAUGCUGUCGUGGAUCAUCUGGAGUCCAUCGGCUUCAUCACCGACACGCUUUCUAAAGGAGACACUAAGUUUAUGGGGGUGUGUCAGCUGCAGAAAGAAGAGGAAGAUGAAGAAGAGAAUAAUAUUGACAUCAGGCUUAUCCCGAAGGAUCAGUAUUACUGCGGCGUGCUGUACUUCACUGGAAGCGAUAUCUUCAACAAGAACAUGAGGACUCAUGCCCUGGAGAAGGGCUUCACUCUCAACGAGUACACCAUCCGUCCACUGGGCGUCACUGGCGUGGCUGGAGAGCCUCUGCUGGUGGACAGCGAGAAGGACAUCUUCGACUACAUCCAGUGGAAAUACAGAGAACCGAAGGACCGCAGCGAGUGAAACCAAGACGGGAGACUAAAGCCAAGCUCGAGCUGCGCGUGUGCUGUUCGUUUAGGUCAAGAGACUGUAUUUUAAGAGUAGAAGACGUGCGUGUGUUUAAGUUGUGAAAGCAGCUACGUGACAGUAGUUGAUGGUGCUUUUUUUUUUAUCAUUGAUAGCCAUGCAUAAUAUGUGUUUUAAAAUCAGGAGUGAGGCGAGAGGAAGUAACGGCAUGUUAAUGAAAUUUCUGAAGUGUAGCGGCAAACGUGUCUUUAUUUCAAGAACUUGCAAGAAAACAAAAUGGGAAAAUAAUUGAACGGUGACCGUCUGCGGUUGUGUUAUUUAAAAUCAAUGACGACGUUAUUGGGAUAUUUUUAUUUAGAUAAUAGUCUGUUUGCGUGAACAUGUGGAUUCUGCAUUAAAAAUCCCACAAAUCGG
This is a messenger RNA of Puntigrus tetrazona (Sumatra barb), 1564 nucleotides long. It is a transcript of the gene polb, whose product is annotated as polymerase (DNA directed), beta. Gene Ontology annotation, molecular function: DNA binding; DNA-directed DNA polymerase activity. Gene Ontology annotation, cellular component: nucleus. The transcript has 14 exons. Lineage: Eukaryota; Metazoa; Chordata; Actinopteri; Cypriniformes; Cyprinidae. The coding region runs from base 146 to 1147 and encodes 333 amino acids. Gene Ontology annotation, biological process: double-strand break repair via nonhomologous end joining. The record is from RefSeq and is a predicted model, not a curated record.